AUGAUUAAAAUAGCCAUAGUAGGAUUGCUUAUCCUCAAUCUCGCUCUUUGACAUGACCAUCCAAUGAUUGGAGUCAUCUCAUAUCCAGACUCCCCAAGUGAUGUAGAAUCUAGCUCUUAUAUUCAAGGAGAAACAGCUAAAUUUGUUGAAAGUACAGGAGCAAGGAAUGUUGUUAUUGAAUAUAACCAAGAUUGGACAACCUCCUCAGAGACUCUUGAGCAUCUUAACGGUAUAAUUAUCCAAAAUUCCUUUAAUGGAGUUUUCACUUCUGGUACUAUCUUCAAAGAGACUUUGUUGAAUGCUUACAAAUAUGCUGAAGCUAAAAAUGAGGAUGGAAUUAAGUUCCCAAUCUGGGCAAGCGGAGUGACAGCUUUGCAAUUAAGUGAAGUCUUGAGCACUUCCAAGGACAUGUCUGAAUACACAGUUAGCAUUGAUGCUAUGGACCUUGCUACUUCUCUAAAUUUCACUGAGCACACAGAAGCUUCACAAGAAGGUCCUAUUAAGCCACUUUAUGAUAUAAUCCCAACAAUGAGAUCCAAGUUCUUAGAACCAGCUGUUGACUCAGAUAUUGUGUACUUCGACCAAGGUAUCGGGAUCACCCCCGCUUCUCUACAGAAAGACAAAUUCCUAUCAGAGGCUUUUCAAAUAGUCGCUACCGCUACUGACAGAAAUGGAAACGAAUUUGUAGCACUUCUAAAGCACAGAAAGUUCCCAGUAAUCCUCUCUUUCGCCCUAUUUGAAGCAGUAUACAACUUCUAUCCUGACACCCAAAUUCCUCACUCCAGCCCUGCCACUCGCCUCACAGUCCAAUUCUCCAAGCUCUUCACUGACUUCUCCAGAUCAAACGACCAGACCUACAACAGUAUUGAGAAAGAGUACUCGAACAACCUCUACAACAGGCCUAUGACCACAACUGUGAAUAAAGAAUACCAAACCUUUUAUUUUUAA
This is a messenger RNA of Moneuplotes crassus, 948 nucleotides long. The record is from the annotation of a GenBank genome assembly. NCBI's taxonomy places the organism in Eukaryota, Ciliophora, Spirotrichea, Euplotida, Euplotidae.